This is a messenger RNA of Drosophila subpulchrella, 234 nucleotides long. RefSeq names its product lipopolysaccharide-induced tumor necrosis factor-alpha factor homolog. The record is from RefSeq and is a predicted model, not a curated record. Bases 1 to 234 code for a protein of 77 amino acids. The transcript has 2 exons. Lineage: Eukaryota; Metazoa; Arthropoda; Insecta; Diptera; Drosophilidae. Gene Ontology annotation, molecular function: zinc ion binding.
AUGUCCCCUGCCGUUGGUCCAAAGCCUUGCACCCUGUUCUGUCCCAAUUGCAGCCAAAGGGUGACCACCCGUGUAAAGUCGAAGUCCACCACCAAGACGCACAUCCUUGCUCUGAUCCUGUGCUGCCUCAUGUGUUGGCCCUGUGCCUGCUGCCUCUACUGCACCAAAUUGGCUAGAAACUCUAACCAUUAUUGCCCAAACUGCAAGGCUUUCGUUGGCACCUACAAGCGUUAA